Messenger RNA from Paramecium octaurelia, 1539 nucleotides. NCBI's taxonomy places the organism in Eukaryota, Ciliophora, Oligohymenophorea, Peniculida, Parameciidae. The record is from the annotation of a GenBank genome assembly.
AUGUUAUAAUCUCAUGUUAAUGGAACCAUAAAUCAAGAGUAUAAAAGAGUGGUAGAGAAAUACUAGAGGUAUUUGAAUGAAAGAUCUAAAUUAAAACAUCAAUCUAAUGAUAAGUUAAGUGCAGCAGUCCGAAAGAUUUAUCUGAAUCCUCUCCUUCCUUCAUUAUAAUCUGAUCAUUAACAAUCUACUAAUCGAAUACGGAAACGGCAAUCUUCCUUGUUAAAAGAGCAAUAUUCGCAUUUUAAGCAAGAAUCUGUUGAGUAGAUAAAUGCAAAUCUCCAAUAAUCAAUUGCGAAUCAUAAUUCAAACUCAGUACCAAAAAAGUAGAAUCACUCACAAGCCAACCUUGAAACACCACAAUAGCAAAGUUUUUUUAUUGGUUUAUACAAAAAUUAGAGGAUUGAAAAUUAAUGCAAAAACAUUACCAUUAAAGAUUUGGUAUAAUUUAACAAAAAUUCAUAAGAACAAUUAUAAAAUAUAACACAUCUUCCAUAGUUGCAAUAAUAGGCAUCAAAUGAAAUUAAUUUAAGUCGAUAUUUUGUGAAAAAACCAAGGCCAAAGAAGAUCUCUUUUGAUGAAAUCUCAUUUUCUUAUAAAUGGGAAAGAGAAAGAGGAAACAAUGUAGUGAGAAUUGAUAGAUUAUAAGUAGAAGAAUUUUCAGAAAAAGUAGUAGAAUAUCUCUUAAUGUAAGAUAUUAUGAGAUUAUUCUUUUAAAAUUCUAGUGUUCUAUAAUUGAAAGCAAUAAUGCUUGAACUAUUUAAAGGAGUUUAUUAUGAAAGCACACUAAAUUUUGAAUCCAUUACAGCAUUCUUUACAACACAAUAAAUAACAUAUUUGGAAAUAUUUUAUAUAAAGUAUUCAAUCUCUUAGAUCUUGAUUAAUGCUAAGUAUAAUUAUAUUUUCGUGGAAAGAGCUCUCAAUUAAUUUGAAGAAUAUCGUUAUCUUUUGUAAAAACCAAUUCCAUUUAUUACUAAAUUAUUCGAUAAUACAUUUUACUCCAAUGUUGUCAAAGGCAUUAUGAUGAAACUAUUGAAAAGUCCUGCUUACAAUAAGUUCAUGACUAACUAGAAAUUUGAAAGCGAAUCCUUCAUAUAUGCAGUUAAAAAUGGCUUAUUUCCAUAUUUGGUUGGAGAAUACGUAGGAUUGCCUUUGCAUGCAAGGGUUAAAGAUGUCAAAGCUGAGCAAUUCAGAUAAUAAAUCUUAUAACCAUAUAUAAACUAGGUUUUUGUGAUUCAAGUAAAAAAUCUAUUGAAUGAACAUUUUCUUGAUGAGUUUUAUAUUAAAGAAGUAGAGAGGAGGUUACUAUUUCCAAAGUAAGGUUAAGAUUUACCAGAUGAAACACAUUUUCCUCUUUAUUAUAUAUGGUCUUAUAUACAAUGUAAGAAUACUCUUAUACCAUCUUAUGAUAUCAGGGCCAUGAUGAAGAUAAUAAAGAUUAAUCCAAGCUAAUUGGAUUCAGAUUCAGAUGUAUUCUCAGAUAAUAUUAAAUAUUUGGAGUAAUUCGAAUAAAUGAAAGAGGAAUUGUAAAUAUUUAAAUGA